CAUGACAUCUAGAACUUUCUAUUAAAUUGUUCUAUUUUCAUUGCACAAUACUCCACUAUUUCCUUCUAUAUAAUAAUCCCUCAAACCCCUCACUCUAUAGUCCAUGCUAUAUUGUUUCUAGAAAUGGUAUCACAAACAACCAAUCCAUUUUGACGGCUUAAACAACUUCCCUUCUCAACAGGGAAUGGAACAGGAUCAUCUGCACUUAAUGUUUUUUUUUCUUCAUGUUCACUCAUCACUAUAUAUAAUCACUCUCUCUAACCUCGUUUGGAUUAUGUUUAGAAUUUCCCCACUUCAUACCUUUUUCUUCCUGCACAAAUCAUCACCUGCAUAAAGUUACCUAUCUCUAUCUGCUACUCAAGCAUCAAUAACUGAAUUCAACCACAAAUCCAUCAAAUAGACCAUGAAUUAUAUGUAUUCAGUGAAAGAAGAGUACAUGGCAGUACCAUCAUCAUCGUUUCAAUCUGGAGAUAAAUUCCCAUCAACGAUUCAACCUCCCCAGCCAAUGGAAGGACUUCAUGAGAUAGGACCCCCGCCAUUCCUCACCAAAACGUUUGAUGUGGUGGACGAUCCAGCUACCAACCAUGUAGUUUCGUGGAGCAGGGGCGGCACUAGCUUUGUGGUUUGGGAUCCACAUGCUUUCUCGAUAGGUCUUCUUCCUAGAUACUUCAAGCACAACAAUUUCUCAAGCUUUGUGAGGCAAUUAAACACAUAUGGAUUUAGAAAAAUUGAUCCAGAUAAAUGGGAGUUUGCAAAUGAAGGAUUCCUAAGAGGCCAGAGGCACCUGUUGAGGAACUUAAGGAGAAGGAAAGCACCUUCCCAACAAGCACAAGGUCACAGUGUUGACGUUAGCCGUUUUGGACUUGAUGAAGAAGUUGAUCGUUUGAGGCGCCAAAAGCGGGAAUUGAUGAUGGAACUCGUGAAUCUUAGAGAGCAGCAACACAAUACCAGAGUUCACCUUCAGGAGAUGGAGCAAAGGCUAAAAGGAAUACAAAUCAAGCAGCAGCAAAUGCUAUCAUUCUUAGCCAGAGCUAUGAAAAAUCCAAACUUCAUACAUCAACUACUCCAACAAAAAGAGAAGAGAAAGGUGCUUGAAGAAGCCAUGACCAGAAAGAGAAGGCUAAUUGAGCAAGGAACUAGUUGUAUUGGAGAAUCUAGCAUUGCAGGUGAAGGGAGGGGAAGUGUUAAAGUUGAGCCCUUAGAACUUAGUGAUUAUGAAUUUGGGGUGUCAGAGUUGGAAAUGCUAGCUAUGGAAAUGCAGGGUUUUGGAACUGGGAGGACUGUAGAUCAAGAAGAACGACCGGAGGGACAAGAAUCACAAGACGGGGUGGACAGUAUAAUUGAUGAAGAAUUCUGGGAAGCACUAUUGUUUAGUGAGAAAUUUCCGGGUCAAUUAGACUUCGCAAUUGCAUCUGUUGAAGAUAAAGACUAAGAUGAAGAUGUCAAUGUGAUUGCCAAUCGCUUUGGUUGCUUGGAAUCAUGUCAUUAUGUGAACAACUGAAUCAAGAUUGGUUAACCCUUUCAGUUCACCAUGUUCAAGUCUACUUCAAAGGAAGCUUCCAAUGGUGGAGUCAUUCUAAUUGGCAAGACAGUAAAAUUACAAGCAGAAGGGAAAUAAUUUAUUUUAGUGUCUUUAAACUAUUAUAUGUUCUUUUAUAGCAAUUGGUUAAACCCUGAAUUUUCAUUUUCCUUGAUGUUUAAUAAGGUAGGUUGCUGCUGAUGCUUGGACCAGAAUCAUUGGUAGUCAUAUGAUAACUGUCAUUAUUUAUCUCAAGAUUAUCCAGAAGAUGUAGAAUGGACAAGAAGUAGCUGAUUUCCAACAAUCACAAAUGUUGAUUAUCAAGAGCCAGUUGGUGGUUAUCUUUGUCGGUUUGAUUAUUCUCCCCUCCUUUUGUUUCCAGUGUGUGUAUGUGUAUGUGUAUGUGUUUGUCUUUUGCUAUUCUGGUCGGUGGAGUACUUUCAUGGUUGAUGUUACAUCUGUAGCAUGUGAUUAGGUAUCAUCACAAUUUCAUGUUUCCAUUCUCAUAAAAUAAAUCAUUGAUGGGCCUUGAUAGAAAUGUUUAUUUGUGAAGUAGCAGAUUGCUUCACGUUUCUGAGCCACUGGUUAUAUCAUCUGCAAAUGUUAAGAAGUGCAAGGUUAGCUACUCCUAUUAUGUUCGGGAGUUUUUGAAAUACAUUGAAGGACAAGGUUCUCAAAUACCCUGCGCAGUUUUUGUAGUUUUAAUCACUUUUGCCUCUUUUUGCAUUCUUAAUGUCUUUUAUAGACCUUGGAAAAGAAAUAAUAAUUCCAAGUAGAAACUCUUUAAAUAAAUAAUGUCAGGACCGGAGAAAUUUAUUAAUUUAGAGAGUUAUUAAUU
Lotus japonicus is the source of this 2357-nucleotide messenger RNA. RefSeq names its product heat stress transcription factor A-7a-like. Gene Ontology annotation, cellular component: nucleus. NCBI's taxonomy places the organism in Eukaryota, Viridiplantae, Streptophyta, Magnoliopsida, Fabales, Fabaceae. The record is from RefSeq and is a predicted model, not a curated record. The coding region runs from base 404 to 1432 and encodes 342 amino acids. Gene Ontology annotation, molecular function: RNA polymerase II cis-regulatory region sequence-specific DNA binding; DNA-binding transcription factor activity. The transcript has 3 exons. Gene Ontology annotation, biological process: regulation of transcription by RNA polymerase II.